UGCCAUCCUGGGCUUUAGUAUAGAUUUGAAAGUUAACCAUCGACUUGGAUCGAUGGCAAGAACGCUGUCCGGUCUACUACGGUAGAAGCGAUAUCGAGCCUGACGACGCGACACAACAGAAGGACGCACGCAGAUACGCGGAUUGAUUUGGUGUGAUAAUUAACCCGGAUGCGGAUAUAGUGCAGUGCGAAAAUUCUACGAAAAAUAAAGACUGAUCAAAAAGUGCUUCAAGAUGAAAUUCUUCAUUUUAUUAUUAGCAACUCUAGUGGCUGCAGCCCAAUCAGAGUUUAACGGAUACACAUACACCACGCCUACCUGUCCACUGACGUACAACACGGUUACUACUACUUUAUUGAAAACAAGCGUACAAACUGUCUCCGUACCAGUUGAACCAAGUACUCGAUAUGUUACACGACAAACCACUAUCAUCCAAACUUCUGCCAUUACCGAGACCGUUCCCGUUUACAAUACUAUUACACGUAUUAACACGGUGACCCGCACUCAACCUCCUCCACCACCACUAACGCUCACCAAUACAGUUACUCAGCCUCCAAUAGUGUCAACUUUUGUUUCCACUAUUGUCAGACCAACACCAGUGUUCAAAACCAUUACAGAUGUAGUAACUUUCACCCAACCCCCGGUGAUUCUUCCCCCAGAAGUGGUUACAAGAGUUGUGACUCAACCCCCUGUAACUAGAUUCCAGACUAGAGUUUUGACAGAAACUAUCCCUGUUGUAACGAGAGUCACUAAUGUUGUUAGCGUACCUGGACCAACUAUCACUCUGCCACCAGUGAUCACAACCGCAACCAAAACAUUACCGCCAGUAGUACGGUAUAGCACUUCUUACCUUACAACCACAACUCCGGUCAUUGAAUUCUCAACAGUCACUCUUCCACCUACUACGCGUACUCUUCCCGCACAAACAGUUCUAAGAACUACGACUUUACCUCCGGUGACAACUACAUCUACAUCCAUCAUCGCCACACCCACUCCCGUCUACCGUACAAUCGUCAGUACCACUACUACAUCCCUGCCACCACUGCCACCAAGUACUCAGGUCAUUUAUUCCACCAUAAUUCCACCACCGAUCGUUAAAACCGUUCAGCUGACAUCGACCUCCAUCCAACGUGACACCCAGAUCAUUACGCGUACCAUAGUCAACACUGUAACAUCUCCCGUUCCUCAAUACAUCACCACAACCAUUCAACUGCCACCGGUGACUACAACAGCAGUCUGCUCAAUAACGAAAGGAUAUCUACCGGUGAAACCUGAUCCCGCCUAUCUGCCUCAAUUCAAAGACAAUCGCAAUCGUGAGGAUGACUACCAACCACGGUACAACGAUAUCUACCCGUAAUGAUGACGAAUUAAGCCACCUCCAGCUACACGCGAACAUGAUACUCAACGAUAUGGUAUGAAUGGAUCAUGUGUAAAUGAAACUGUUGCAAGCGGUGUUCCAGUGAAGCAAGACAUCCGAAGUAGUUGUUUGAAUGCUAGAGAAUGAAAUAAAUGUACAUUUUGAAAUGGUUAA
Aedes albopictus (Asian tiger mosquito) is the source of this 1528-nucleotide messenger RNA. Its product is annotated as hepatitis A virus cellular receptor 1-like. NCBI's taxonomy places the organism in Eukaryota, Metazoa, Arthropoda, Insecta, Diptera, Culicidae. The record is from RefSeq and is a predicted model, not a curated record. Bases 233 to 1354 code for a protein of 373 amino acids. The transcript is spliced from 2 exons.